This is a messenger RNA of Staurois parvus, 267 nucleotides long. Lineage: Eukaryota; Metazoa; Chordata; Amphibia; Anura; Ranidae. The record is from the annotation of a GenBank genome assembly.
CCAGGGGUGGACUGACCAUUCGUAAACUCGGGCACUGCCCGAGGGCCCGGGGUCAGUAGGAGGCCCCAUGAGAUGCCCCUGGUACCUUUUUUCAUAGGCUUUUUUGAGUUUGGGCAAGGACACAGGGGCCCCAUGAUCCCCUAUUGCCCGGGGGGGCCCCAUGAGUUGUCAGUCCGCCCCUGAUUUGACUCCUUAUCAGUGCGCCUAUCAGUGUACAUCAGUGUGUCGCCUAUCAGUGCCCAUCACUACAGCCUCAUUAGCGCACAU